Molecule: messenger RNA, 1109 nt
Organism: Morus notabilis
Lineage: Eukaryota; Viridiplantae; Streptophyta; Magnoliopsida; Rosales; Moraceae
Product: cyclic nucleotide-gated ion channel 1
Exons: 3
Source: RefSeq, a predicted model, not a curated record
UUUCUGCUCUGCAGUUCUCUGGGUCAAAACCUUGCAACUAGUACCUAUGUUUGGGAAAUCUGUUUUGCAGUCUUCAUUUCAAUCGCUGGAUUGGUACUAUUUUCAUUCCUUAUUGGGAACAUGCAGACAUAUUUGCAAUCAACAACCACAAGAUUGGAGGAGAUGAGGGUGAAAAGGAGGGAUGCAGAACAGUGGAUGUCUCAUCGCUUGCUCCCUGAGAAUCUGAGGGAGCGUAUCAGGCGGUACGAACAAUACAGAUGGCAAGAAACCAGGGGUGUUGAUGAAGAGAAUCUAAUCUGUAAUCUUCCAAAGGAUCUCAGAAGGGAUAUCAAGCGCCAUCUCUGCUUGGCUCUGCUGAUGAGAGUGCCGAUGUUCGAGAAAAUGGAUGAUCAACUGUUGGAUGCAAUGUGUGAUCGUCUCAAGCCAGUGCUUUACACAGAGGAAAGCUAUAUCGUUCGUGAAGGAGACCCGGUCGACGAGAUGCUCUUUAUAAUGAGAGGCAGGCUGCUGACAGUGACCACAAAUGGUGGAAGAACUGGUUUCUUCAACUCCGAAUAUCUCAAGGCUGGUGAUUUUUGUGGAGAAGAACUUCUUACAUGGGCUCUGGAUCCCCACUCCUCGUCUAACCUCCCUAUAUCGACAAGAACUGUGCAAGCCCUUACAGAAGUUGAAGCCUUUGCAUUGAAGGCGGAUGAUUUGAAAUUCGUAGCCUCUCAGUUCCGGAGGCUUCACAGUAAGCAGCUUCGCCACACUUUCAGGUUUUACUCACAGCAGUGGAGGACUUGGGCGGCUUGUUUUAUCCAAGCAGCCUGGCGCCGUUACAGUAAGAAAAAGCUUGAGGAGUCUCUUAGGGAAGAAGAGAACAGGUUGCAAGAUGCUCUGGCUAAGGCUGGUGGGAGCUCACCAAGUUUGGGUGCCACCAUCUACGCCUCACGCUUUGCUGCUAAUGCGCUUCGGCUUAUAAGACGUAGUGGCACGCGGAAAGCGAGGGUGCCAGAGAGAAUACCACCAAUGCUGCUUCAGAAGCCAGCGGAGCCAGAUUUCACUGCUGAAGAACAUUAGGUAAUAUGUGACCAGCAAUGUAAGCUUGAUUUGUUGUGUGAAAUGCA